Messenger RNA from Prorocentrum cordatum, 1419 nucleotides. NCBI's taxonomy places the organism in Eukaryota, Dinophyceae, Prorocentrales, Prorocentraceae. The record is from the annotation of a GenBank genome assembly.
GUGACCGAGGGCCGCGGCUUGCUCACCGGCCUGGAGGACAGGCUGGAGGACCUGAAAGGCCUGUACAAGCGCAAGUUCGGCCUGGACGUGGACGAGGAGGAGGACGAGAGCCUCUUCGAGGACGCGGACGGCACCAAGUGGCAGGUGACCGAGGGCCGCGGCUUGCUCACCGGCCUGGAGGACAGGCUGGAGGACCUGAAAGGCCUGUACAAGCGCAAGUUCGGCCUGGACGUGGACGAGGAGGAGGACGAGAGCCUCUUCGAGGACGCAGACGGCACCACGUGGCAGGUGACCGAGGGCCGUGGUUUGCUAGUUGGCCUGGAGGACAGGCUGGAGGACCUGAAGGGUCUGUAUAAGCGCAAGUUUGGCCUGGACGUGGACGGGGAGGAGGACGAGAACGAUAGCCUCUGCGAGGACGCGGACGGCACCAAAUGGCAGGUGACAGAGGGCCGCGGCUUGCUCACCGGCCUGGAGCACAGUCUGGAGGACCUGAAGGGCUUGUACAAGCGCAAGUUUGGCCUGGACGUGGACAAGGAGGAGGACGACAGCCUCUUCGAGGAUGCGGACGGCACCAAGUGGCAGGUGACCGAGGGCCGCGGCGUGCUGACGGGCCUGGAGGACAAGCUGGAGGACCUGAAAGGCCUGUACAAGCGCAAGUUUGGCCUGGACGUGGACGGGGAGGAGGAGGACGAGAGCCUGUUCGAGGACGCGGACGGCACCAAGUGGCAGGUGACCGAGGGCCGUGGUCGGCUGACUGGCUUGGAGGAAAGGCUGGAGGACCUGAAGGGCCUGUACAAGAGCAAGUCCGGUCUGGACGUGGACGAGGAGGAGGACGAGAGCCUCUUCGAGGACGCGGACGGCACCCAGUGGCAGGUGACCGAGGGCUGUGGUCCACUCGCAGCUCUGGUGGAGAGGCUGCAAGACAUCAAGGCCUUGUACAAACGCAAAUACGGUCUGGACGUGGACGAGGAGGAGGACGAGAGCCUGUUCGAGGACGCGGACGGCACCAAGUGGCAGGUGACCGAGGUUCGGCCUGGACGUGGACGAGGAGGAGGACGAGAGCCUGUUCGAGGACGCGGACUGCACCAAGUGGCAGGUGACCGAGGGCCGUGGUCCACUCGCAGCUCUGGUGGAGAGGCUGCAAGACAUCAAGGCCUUGUACAAGCGCAAGUUCGGCCUGGACGUGGACGAGGAGGAGGACGAGAGCCUGUUCGAGGACGCGGACGGCACCAAGUGGCAGGUGACCGAGGGCCGUGGCUUGCUCAUCAGCCUGGAGGACAGGCUGGAGGACUUGAAAGGCCUGUACAAGCGCAAGUUCGGCCUGGACGUGGACGAGGAGGAGGACGAGAGCCUCUUCGAGGACGCGGACGGCACCAAGUGGCAGGCGACCGAGGGCCGCGGUCCGCUCACGGCCCUUGA